Molecule: messenger RNA, 8199 nt
Organism: Neolamprologus brichardi
Lineage: Eukaryota; Metazoa; Chordata; Actinopteri; Cichliformes; Cichlidae
Source: RefSeq, a predicted model, not a curated record
GAACAUGGAAACAAGACAACAAAAAUAAAUUUGUGGACAACAAGCCAGAGUGCAUGAUGGCGGCGUCGCUGCUGCGCCGGGACAAGAAAGCCACUGCCGCUCACUUGAAGGCAGACUUAAACCGGACUGACAAUAGCUCCGGAGUCCGGCAACUACAGGAGCUUCUUGACGCUGUACUGAAUCCCGAAAAACCAGCGGCGGACGCAGAAGCUCUUGACUGGUGUAAAUGUCUGAUUGCAGGAGGCGAAGGUUUCGAUGAGUUCUGCAAAACGGUGCGCUCCUAUGACAACGCGACUCUGUGCGGCUUGGUUUGGACGGCUAAUUUCGUGGCAUAUCGAUGCCGGACCUGUGGCAUCUCUCCGUGCAUGUCGUUGUGUGCUGAGUGCUUCAAUAACGGAGACCACACGGGCCAUGAUUUCAACAUGUUCCGGAGCCAGGCUGGUGGGGCCUGUGACUGUGGAGACAGUAAUGUCAUGCGAGAGAGUGGGUUUUGUCGAAGGCAUCGGUUGAGAACUGGGGAAAAUAUCCCCUUAAUUCCCAGAGACCUGCUCUUGAUGUCUGAGAUGGUUCUUCCCCGCUUUAUCCUGUGUAUCAUACAGUAUCUGAGAGAUGGAUAUGUUGAACCAGACACCUCAACUGAGAGAGAUCUACAGAAAGUCCUGCAACAGCUGGAGCCUCAGAUCUCCUUCCUUGAGGAGCUUACAAAGAUGGGAGGAGCAAUGAGGACUGUGCUGACAAAAAUCUUGACCAAUCAGCAGGCAUUCAAGGAGCUGAGCAUGGGCCAAGAGGAGAAUUUGUAUGCUAAGAAGAACUAUGACAAGUAUUUGUCAGCACUGAAGAAUUCAGGUCUGGUAUCAGUGGAGGAAAAAGGCCAGAGUGCUGCUGCUGAUGUUGGUGUUGGGGCUGAAGGAGGUGCAGGCGCGAUGGUCCUGUUAGGAAACAGCGGACCAGGGAGUCCAGACGAGCCAAGUAAAGAGGAGGAUCAAGAUGGAGGACAGUCUGUUGGUCAGAGGAAGAGGGUUAAGCUGAGCAGCAGUACCAAAGACCCUUGUAUUAUUGAAUCUCUGAAGCAUAAAUGCUUCCUGGAAGAGUUGCUGUUUUGGACAAUAAAAUACGAGUUUCCUCAGAAGAUGGUCACCUUCUUAUUGAACAUGUUGCCAGAUCAAGAUUACAAGAUCACCUUUACAAAAACAUUUGUCCAACAUUACGCUUUCAUCAUGAAAACGCUGAUGAAAAGCCACGAGUCGGACACGAUGUCCAACCGCAUCGUGCACAUUAGUGUGCAGCUGUUCAGCAACGAGGAGCUGGCUCGACAUGUCACAGAGGAGUGUCAGCUGCUGGACAUCAUGGUCACAGUCCUCCUCUACAUGAUGGAGAGUUGCCUUAUUAAAAGUGAACUUCAGGAUGAAGAGAACAAUCGCCAUGUUGUGGUGAACUGCAGUGAAGCACUAUUGAAGAACAACACCUACUGGCCCCUAGUUAGUGAUUUCAUUAACAUCCUCUCACACCAAAGUGUAGCGAAAAAGUUCCUGGAAGACCACUCAUUGUUGAUGCUGUGGAUGAGCUUUGUGUCGUUUUUCCAAGGUAUGAAUCUGAAUAAGCGGGAGUUGAAUGAACAUGUGGAAUUUGAGUCUCAGACGUACUAUGCAGCAUUCGCAGCAGAGCUUGAGGCCUGUGCACAACCAAUGUGGGGUCUCUUAACACACUGCAAAGUCAAAGAAACACAGGAAUACACUAAAACUGUGGUUCGAUACUGUCUGGAGACCUUGCAGAUCUGGUUUGAUGCCAUUGGCUUCAUUGAUGAGCCUGCUCCGAAUCAAGUGACAUUUCACCUGCCACUCCACCGCUACUACGCCAUGUUCCUCAGUAAGGCUGUAAAAUGCCAAGGACUGGAUCUGGACAGCCUCCUUCCUGACCAAGAGAUGUUGAUGAAGAUCAUGGUGCAUCCACUCCAGAUCCAGGCGUGCCUGUCAGAAAUCCACAGCAACAUGUGGGUGAGGAAUGGACUGCAGAUUAAGGGACAGGCUAUGACUUACGUGCAGUCACACUUCUGCAACUCCAUGAUUGAUCCUGACAUCUAUCUGCUGCAGGUUUGUGCAUCAAGACUAGACCCUGACUACUUUAUCUCAAGUGUUUUUGAGAGGUUUAAAGUAGUCGACCUGUUGACCAUGGCGUCUCAGCAUCAGAAUGCCGUGUUGGACUCUGAGCAAGAGAGACCAAUGCUAGAAGGAGCACUUACCUUUCUGGUCAUACUAACAAGCCUUCGCAUUCAUUUGGGGAUGACCGAUGAUGAGAUCCUUCGGGCGGAAAUGGUCUCUCAGUUGUGCAUGAACGAUCGUACGCACAGCGCACUCUUAGACCUUAUUCCUGAAAAUCCCAACCCAAAGAGUGGCAUUGUACCCGGUAGCUGUAGUUUUGAGGAUAUGCUCUCUGCUGUAGCCGACUUCAAAGCACCUGUGUUUGAGCCUGGAGGAUCCAUGCAGCAGGGCAUGUACACACCCAAAGCCGAAGUGUGGGAGAAAGAGUUUGACCCCAUCAUGGUCGUUCUCAGAACAGUCUAUCGCCGUGAUGUCCAGUCAGCAAUGGACAGAUAUGCAGCAUUUUUGAAACAGUUUGGCAUUCACACUGGCAACCCCUGGCCACCAUACAAGGAGAGGACUCCUCUGCACCCAUGUUACAAAGGUCUAAUAAGGCUGUUGCACUGCAAGACGCUGCACAUUGUGAUAUUCACUCUACUGUACAAGAUCUGGAUGGAUCAUCAGAACAUGUCUGAACACGUGCUGUGCAUGGUGCUGUACCUGAUUGAACUGGGUUUGGACAACCAGAUUCAAGACAACAAGGAGGAUGAGGAGCCUUGCAUUGAGGAGCACUGUCACGACAGCUGGUUCCCAGGCACCAAUCUCCUCUCCAAUCUGCACCAUGUCAUCAACUUUGUCAGAGUGCGGGUUCCUGAGACCGCUCCAGAGGUAAAGAGAGAGGCACCUCCCAGCACCAGCACCGAAGCUUCUUCUUAUGGCCAGAACUCCAGGCGUCUUUCAGGAAAUUGGAGAGAGAACCUUCGCGAAGCUCAGGUGUUCAGUCUCGUGGCAGAACGUAGGAGGAAGUUUCAAGAGAUAAUCAACCGCAGCUCCACCGAAGCCACGCAGGCUGUCAGGCCCAAGAGCUCCUCGACACGCUGGGUUCCGCCAGGCACGCCCCCGCAGCUGGUCACAGAGAUCCUGGAGAUCCGUGAAAGCAUGCUGUCCCUCCUCAUCAAGCUCCACCAAAAGAUGUCGUCUAAGCAGAACUCUCUGUCGGCAUCUUGGCUAGAGGACAUCGAGUCAAACCGCCUCGCUCACGGAGACGGCAUAACAGCCAUUGAACGUAUCCUCACCAAGGCAGCCACGCGCAGCUGCCAAAUCAAGCGUAGCAUCCAGGACAUUUGUGGAAAGGUGUGUCCACCAGUACCACCAAAGAAGAACAGUCCCACUGACAAGAAAGCCAUGGACAAAGAAGAGAGGCGUCAGAGGGCUAGAGAGAGACAGCAGAAACUGCUUGCUGAAUUUGCCUCCAGGCAGAAGAGUUUCAUGGAAACAGCCAUGGAUGUCGGUAAGAAAAGGCUGACUGAUCUUCUUUUUUGCCAGCUUGUUAUGUAUACUUUCGAGUUUUUGAGCUUAAAAAUCUUAAAUAUGAUAUGUAUGCUCGGGCACCGCUGCAAAAGCACGGAGCCUAAAAAUCUGCCGACGAGCGACGAGGAACACGUUUACCCAGCAGACACGUGCGGUGCGGCUAAUGAUGUCAGGCUCACACUCAUGCAACAGUUCUUCAAAGAUAGUUCUUGUCUGCAGUCAGUGUCAAUAGGUUGGGAUGGUGGCGUCUAUGUCCAGACCUGUGGACACACUUUGCAUAUAGAUUGCCAUAAGUCCUACAUGGAGUCUCUGAGGAAUGACCAGGUCCUCCAGGGUUUCUCUGUUGACAAGGGCGAGUUUACAUGCCCGCUGUGUCGACAGUUUGCCAAUAGUGUCCUCCCCUGUCGCCCUGGGAGGGGCACCGAAGCCGGUACCUGGCACACACCCACAAACAAGAAGACGUCUGUGCUCGUAAAGGAGGUGGAAGAACUUCAGGAGAAACCUGGCCUGUUCCCAACGGAGUCUAAUUUGAGUAAAGAGAUGGAGUUAGUAAUCAAAGACAUCAAGAACACCACCCAGAAGAAGUACAUGGACUAUGGCAGGAACCCUGGCUCCCCUGACAAUGAUUUCCUCUUCAUGUAUUCAGUGAAUGACCAGGUCCUCCAGGGUUUCUCUGUUGACAAGGGCGAGUUUACAUGCCCGCUGUGUCGACAGUUUGCCAAUAGUGUCCUCCCCUGUCGCCCUGGGAGGGGCACCGAAGCCGGUACCUGGCACACACCCACAAACAAGAAGACGUCUGUGCUCGUAAAGGAGGUGGAAGAACUUCAGGAGAAACCUGGCCUGUUCCCAACGGAGUCUAAUUUGAGUAAAGAGAUGGAGUUAGUAAUCAAAGACAUCAAGAACACCACCCAGAAGAAGUACAUGGACUAUGGCAGGAACCCUGGCUCCCCUGACAAUGAUUUCCUCUUCAUGUAUUCAGUGGCAAGGACAAACCUGGAGUUGGAACUUGUGCAUCGAGGAGGAAACUUGUGUUCUGGAGGAGCCAGUGCAGCUGCCAAACGCUCAUGUCUCAAUCAGCUGUUUCACGUGUUGGCCAUGCACAUGCGUCUGUACAGCAUCGAUUCAGCCUACAACCCCUGGACGAAGUUGACUCAGAUUGUACAAAUUAAAGAGGCAGAUUCCUUUGAUGAAGAGAGGCCUGAGGUACCCAUGCUGUUUCGAGACGUCCCGUCGCUCCUGAUUAUUUUUGUGUUAACGAUGCCCCAGCCUCUGCGUAAAGAGCACUUUACCUGCGUGGUGAAGAUGUUGUACAACCUGCAGUUCACUCAGGCUCUGGCUGCACUGUCAACAAAGUUCAGCUCAGAGGAAAGGCAGGCCUGGAGCACAUCUGGAGCACUCAAGAAGAACGCUGCAAAUUCUGAUAAGUCUUUUGAAGCACUGCUCAGUCAUGUUAUCAGUGAGCUCUCGAAGGACAAGAGUGUCUACAAGGUGAACUCUGAAGAAGCAACAAUGCUGAGCUCCAGUGUGUGGUCCCCACAGUCUAUCGAAUUCAGCCUGCAGCAGUUCUGCCUGCCCUUCCUGCGCCUCUCCUGCCUUUUGCAGCAUCACCUGUAUGGAGACAACCUAACCGGCUGCUUGGAGGAAGAGGAGUUUGCAUCCUUGGCUGUAUGUUUAGGGCUUUUACCCUCCGCCCCUCAGCCUGCCAACACCGUGCAAAGUGCCUCGUGUCUGGAGUGGCCAGUCAACACCUUUGACUUGGUGACGCAGUGGGGCGCUGAGGUCAAAGGGCUCUCUCAGAUACAUGCUGACGAGUCACUGACCUUGCUGGUCCACGAUCCUCAGUGGGCAGCGCCCCGUCUCCUGCAGCUGCCUGACAACUACAAUAUCAUCUUCCAGUACUAUCACAGAAAGGCCUGCUCUGCCUGCAAAAAGGUGCCAAAAGACCCCGCACUCUGCCUUGUUUGCGGUGCUUUCGUCUGUCUCAAAGGCGUGUGCUGCAAGCAGCAGGGUAUCUGUGAAUGUGUAUUGCACUCCCAACAUUGUGGCGCUGCGACAGGCAUCUUUCUACUGAUAAAUGCUUCAGUCAUCAUCAUCAUCCGUGGACAUCGUUUCUGUCUGUGGGGCUCUGUUUACCUUGAUGCGCACGGAGAGGAAGAUCGGGAUUUACGUCGUGGCAAGCCUCUCUACUUAUGUGAGGAGCGGUAUCGAGUGUUGGAGCAACAGUGGGUUUCACACACGUUUGAUCACAUCAAUAAGCGUUGGGGGCCUCAUUAUAAUGGACUCUAAGAUCUUCCAAAGUCCACUGAAAAACCACAUCCCAUGAUGGAGAAGAUUUUUUUUUAGUUUUGUUUUUUUUAGGGAUUUUUUUUCCUUCUGGCUUAUGUGUCUGCCUUGAUCAAAAUAUUUGGAAACUCUUGCUGUGAUAAACACAAACAUCCAGCGAGGGCUAUUUCUGCCACAGCCUUGGUUUAUGUGAAGUUUGGUGUACAGUCAUGCCUAAAGAUUUAACACGUGUGUGUGUUCAAGUGAUUUAUUGUGUGGUUUUUCUACAGGGAAAAACAGAAUUUGGUGAGAUUAAAGUAAAAAAAACAAAAAAGAAAAAGAGGGGGGGGGGGGUUAAAAAAAAAAAAAAAGCACAAAUUUGCCCACAAACCGAAUUGGUUUGGAUCAGGCUUUUAAAGUCUCUCCAGUUUAUUUGGUUUAAAAAACAAAACAAAAAUAAAUUGCCGAUUGUCCCUGCAAAGUUUGAUUACUUUACCACCAUUUCUGAUGUAAACACAUAUCCCUAUUAUUUAUCAAAAUGUGCUCUGCUGUGCUGGCAUGAGUUUCAAGCUCCUGGUAAGUAUAGCAAUGUUACUGCAGUGUGCACUCAUUGUCUGCUGACAUGUGAUAGGAGGCAGGACAAGUCCACCCAUCAACACACUAGAGUUUAUUUUGCUAACAAGCAAAGACUCUUUCUUUUAUGGGUCUAGUUGCAAUCCAUCCUCAGGAAUUUUUUUUGGGUUUUUUGUUUUUGCUGAAAUACGUUUUAGAUAUUUAAAUAAAUGCUGCUGCUCAUUGUUCAAGUAAUUAAUUUUAACUUUGAAGAAUUUGUUUUUGUUUUUUUUUCCUAAGGUUGUGUUUUGGGUUUACCAUAGAUGGCUGGGAAUGUUGACUCAAACUCAGUUUAAUGGUUAAGGAGGUGUGCGGUCACCAAGUUACACCCACUACACUUUUCAUAGCGUUGGCCUUUUCACACUGUUUAACUCAAAACUCCACCUUUAAGGCACUCAGCUGUCUUAAGCCUCAUCAUCACCACCCCCGUAUAAACAUAUAAGUCUAAACAUUGAGGGAAGGCAAAGUGAUCUCACUGCACAUCUGGUGUCCUGAGUGUCAUGCAAGAGCAAAAAUGCUACAUGAGUUCUGUCAGUGCUCUCUCGAGGUAUGAAACUCUGUGGGAGUUGUGUUGCUUCUGUGAGGAAACUGCAGUUCUUGUCACUCGUCUGUCUGUGCCAUCAGAAAAAGGCUUUCCCUUUACGCUUCUGAUUGCCAGGUCAUAAACUGCAGUACAGAACAUUUAUUAUUAUUAUUAUUAUUAUUAUUAUUAUUAUUAACAACUAUCUGUUAUACAUCAGGCAUCAUGUAGUUGUGGUUUAUAGUUGCAUUCCAACAUUGCAAGACUAUCAGACUUGAGUAUCUGUUGUACACUGUGCAUGACAUCCUUUAAGCCACCAUUAUUUAAGUGUCUUAGCGAUUAUCAUCUUCUUUUUUUUUUCCUGGAAGAGAAGUUUCAUCCAGCUGUGCCUGCAAGAUUAAGGGGGCCUAUUAUGCUUAUUUCCAGCUCCAUGAUUUUAAAUGAGACUUCAUUAGAGAAACUUUGCUUCUUCACAGUUCACAAGAACAUAAAAAGCCCCUUAUUUAUUAUCAUUUCUUCUUUUUCUUCUUCUUUAAAAUGUCUCUUCAAGCCUCUGUCAACCUAAAAGCUCACUUUCUUCUGAUUGGCUGCCCUUUGCCUGGUGUCCCAAAAAACGAAACCUAGUGCUUGUAAGCUCCGCCUCCUCAUCUCAUGUUCAAAACUGCAGUUCGGCACAGGAGUUGGGAAAACUGUUGUGAACUGAGCAGCUUAAAGGAAUUAGUUGUUAUCAGCAUCCAUCACAUCUAUGACCCAGUUUAUUUGUAAAUGACAGAAAAAGAGAAAAGGCGUAAUAGGACCCCCUUUUUUUUAAUGCUUACUUUCAGUGAUGAGCACACAGCUGAUAUCCCUGAUGUUUGGUUUUGAAAUGCUGGGUCACAUUGUGCUGCAUCGCAGAAUCUCUAAGGAACAAGUCAACACUUGAAAAACUUCCUCUUGAAUUCAUGCAUGCUGCUUUUGUGUUUUAUCCUGUCUCUCUUAUUUUUGUUGUACCCACUUCGUUAAUGACCGCAACCAAAUAGCCAACGAUGGGUGUAAAUUGUAACUGAAAGCUUUUGUGUGUUUUCCUGUAUGAAUGGGGAGAGAAUACAGUACAUUACUGUAGGUGCUGACUCAAACUUUCUGAGUUUGACCAGAAAGUGUGACUUGGGACAUUUAAAGCAAAAUGUAACAUAUGUGAAUAAAAUAUAAACACAGUGA